AUGACUAAAAAAAGGAAACAUCAAGAAGAUUUCCAGAAAGUGAAAUUAAAAGUUGGGAAAAAAAAGCCAAGACUAGAGAAUGCAACUGAUACUACCUUCAAAACAAAGGCCAUACAAAUUCCUGAGCAGCUCAAAGAAGAUGGAGUGCUUCCUACACAAAAUAGAAAACUUAACAUAAAGGAUCUGCUUUCACAGAUGCAUCACUAUAGUCCUGGGGUUAAGCAUAAUGCACUUACUGGGCUCAAAGAUCUCCUGUCUCAGUAUCCAUUUGUAAUUGAUGCACACCUUUCAAAUAUAGUAAGUGAGGUGGCAGCUGUGUUUACAGACAAAGAUUCCGGUGUCAGAGGAGCAGCUGUUCACCUGCUGCAAUUCUUGGCUUCAAAAAUAAGAGCGGAACAGAUUGCUCCAUUUUUCCCUUUGGUAAGUGCCCAUCUCUCCAGUGCCAUGACUCAUAUCAGUGAGGGAAUUCAGGAAGAUUCAUUGAAAGUCUUGGACAUUUUACUGGAAGCAUACCCAGCCCUUCUCACAGACCGCAGCAGUAUAUUGUUGAAGAAUUUUGUAGAGCUUAUUUCUCACCAGCAACUGUCAAAAAGACUGAAAAGCCGAGAGAAACUUUCCUGGAUGCUCUCUGUUAACCCCAAUCGCAGAGUAACCUCUCAGCAGUGGAGGUUGAAUGUACUUAGCAGGCUCAAGAAGUUUCUCCAAGCAGUGGUGGAUGGCUCCAGUGAAAUAGAGGAUGGAGGGCUUCAAGAACAAAAGGACAGCCCUCGUUCUGUGAGGAACCCAGUAUGUAUAAGUUGGAAGGUUCAUGCGAAUAAUCAGCAGUGCAUACAACUGUUUGAAAAUGGUGGCUUACGACCAAAGAUCAACUCGUCAUUUAGACUGAGGUCUCUGACAGGUGUAAUGGACAGUGCAGAAAAAGGCCUGUCCUCGGCUGAAAACCUAAAAGGUUUUAUUGAGAUAAUAAUUCCGUUAUUGAUUGAGUGCUGGAUUGAAGCAUCUCCUGCACAAUCAGCUCCUAUUCUUGGAAACCUCUUGGAAUCAGACUCUCAGCAGCUUAUGCAGCAAGUGCUUAGUAUAAUACAUUUAUUGUGGAAACUCACAAAGCGGCAUGAUGAAACAUACAAAAUGGAUCUGUGGCUCCGAAUGAAUUACCUUGUUGAUUUCAAACACCACUUCAUGCGCCAUUUUCCUUACUCUUUACAAGAAACAGCAAAGCACAAGAAGAAAGACUCAUGCAAAGGGAACAAGUAUUGUGUGACAUCCUCAAACAGCGUAGACCAUCUUUUACUGAACUUAACCUUGUGUGACAUAAUGGUUUCACUAGCAAGCACUUCAACACUUCAGAUGGAUUCUGGUUGGCUGGACAUGAUAAGGAAAUUUGUGACAGAUACUCUUCAGGAUGGUAGCAAGCUGAAUAGCAAGCAGGUGAACAGAUUGCUUGGUGUGACUUGGAGACUAAUGCAAAUACAGCAAAACAAAGUGGCAACAGAACCCUUGAUCAAAGCAGUAUAUACACUAUACCAGCAGAGGAAUCUCCUCUUUCCAGUUCGAACGUUGCUUCUGAAGUUUUUUAGCAGAGUUUACCAAAAAGAAGAUUUGAGGACUCAAAGAAUCAGAAGCCGAAGCAAAGUUUUAUCUCGUUGGUUGGCUGGCUUACCUCAGCAACUUGCUCUGCUUGGCUUGAGAAACCCUGAGCUUUCGAAUCAGCUGAUUGAUAUCAUUCAUUCUGCUGCUUCUCGUUCAAACAAGGAAUUACUACAAAGUUUACAAGCCACUGCUGCUCGAAUAUAUGAUCCGCUGGAGGGCACGCUGGUGCUGCUGCCGGGCGAGGCGCAGAGGCGGGUGAUCAUGGGCAGGAUGUCCUCCGAACUGGCCGCCACGCUCAUCGGGAUCCUGCGCAUGAGAUCAUCCUUUGCAGGCUGGAAGUGCCAAGUGCAGGAUAAUUCAGUGAAUGAUGUGGACUAUUUCAGCUUCUUGUUUUCAACCCUUAUAGGGUUUUCGAGAGAGGAGUUGACUAGUCUCCAGGGCAUUAGAGGAAAACCACACAUUAGCCAGUCACAGCUUUCACCUGUCCGUCUUUACCUAACUGAUCUGGACCAGUUUUUACACCACUGGGCUGUGACAGAGAUGAUCUGUCACAGCUUGUCCACUAUACCUUCACAGAGUCAGUGUUUUGACAUUCUCCAGACUGGCAUCUGUAAAUACCUGGUUGGCUUGGUUGUAAUACCCGAUAGCACAGCUGGAUCUGUUCUGUGUGCCAUAAAUAAGCUCUUGGAUCAAGCUUGCAUCCUGAGCGAAACCCUGCACAAGUUCUUAGCCUCUUGUUGUUACAGUCUCCUGUACUUCCUGCUCACUUUAGACAAAGAGGAUGCAGAACACUUACAGAAAAGGGAUAUGCUGUGGGGGUCGUGUAUUUCUGCGUUAGCACUCCUGCCGCGCUUGCUGAGGCUGAUGCUGCAGAGCCUGCAAGUGAGCAGGAUCUGUCGGGAAGAGCUGCCCGUGGUUGCUCAGUUGCUUCGCUUACUCAUGCAACAUGGUCAGCUCAGGAGCCAUAUGAUCACAAAUGAAUUCCUGGUGCAACAGAUUAUCAAGGACAUCAUGACCCUGAAGAGUGGGGAGGUUCAAGAGCAGUGGCUGACAGACCUCCAUUACUGUUUCAACAUCUACCUUGCCUCUCAUCCCCAGGGACCCGGCCCUAUCAACACCGUGUAUUAAAAGAGGUCGAACUGCAUUUAUUGUAAAGCAUUUACUUCUAUUUAGUUUUGAAUGGGAGAUGUUGGAACAAAGCUUGUCAAUUUUUUUUUGUAAGUGAAACAGAAUAAAAAUUUUCCAGAGAACUGCA
Nestor notabilis (Kea) is the source of this 2845-nucleotide messenger RNA. It is a transcript of the gene TEX10, whose product is annotated as testis expressed 10. Lineage: Eukaryota; Metazoa; Chordata; Aves; Psittaciformes; Psittacidae. The transcript is spliced from 15 exons. The record is from RefSeq and is a predicted model, not a curated record. The coding region runs from base 1 to 2718 and encodes 905 amino acids. Gene Ontology annotation, cellular component: MLL1 complex; nucleus.